UUCGAUGAAAGUGGCUGGAUGUGGCUGGAGAAGUCCUCGCAAACUGUGGCGGAAAGGUCCGUGUGUUCUGUCUGUCAGAUUCUUGGUCAGCAGCCACAACCCAGCCCAACCAACUCAAAGGCACCCUUCGAUCGGCCACUACGACACCACCUUUCCGGUAGUUGUAUCUGGGAUGUCAUAUUCGGCGGCAGUACGGAAGGAAAUCUACCUUUCCUGGAAACCAGUAUUUUCGAAUCCACGCUAUAGCCAGCUACGAAAACUGGGCAAAAUCAAAGCAGUUAUCAACCUGUAUGCCCCGGCGUCACACAAGUUCUGGCAUCCAAACCUCGCCGAAAUUUUGAAGGAACUGCUAGAGGAGCAGGUAUUUUAUCUCGAUAUCUACGCGUCGAUAUCUACGCGAAGAAACAUUUCCCCGAGCUUUUCAGUUCCGCGCAGACGAAGAAGAGUCCAGAGAUGCCCUCCAGCUCAGAUGGCAACACGUAUAACGAGGCUCAUCAGGAGUUAGCGGAGUCCCUAAAGAGACUGUACGCCAGGGGUUCCUACUCUGACCUUGAGAUAACCUGUCAAGGGAAGAGCUAUCCAGUGCAUAAAGCUAUUGUAUGUCCGAGAUCUGCCUUCCUCGCAGCAGCUUGCAGUGGACAGUUCAAGGAGGCAUCGGAUGGAAGGAUUGACCUCUCGGCUAACGACCCUAAGGCCGUUGGUGCGAUGAUCAGUUACCUUUACUGCCUUGACCACCUAAACAGCGUUGAGGAUCCCGCAAACUCGAUUCAAGCGCCAGAGACCUGCCCUGAGCUUGUAGCUCACACCAGGGUCUACAUACUUGCAGAGAAAUAUCUCAUUGGCGGCCUCAAGACCCUUGCGCUCCGGAAAUUCACGACUUCAGUUCACGACCACUUCAACGUUAAUAGCUUUCUUUAGGCGAUGGAGGAGGCAUACAAUAAUACUUUAGAAAGUGAUAAGGGGCUCAGGAACGUCAUCAUAAGCACCUUAUACCAGCAACGCCAUUUGCUGGAUCGAGAGGAGGUACAACUCAUCUUGAAGGAUCUUGGAGAAGUUACUUUUGAUCUUGUUAUGUACAUGAAAGGGAUGAUGUAGAGACUCUCGG
Molecule: messenger RNA, 1105 nt
Organism: Lasiosphaeria miniovina
Lineage: Eukaryota; Fungi; Ascomycota; Sordariomycetes; Sordariales; Lasiosphaeriaceae
Exons: 3
Coding region: 454-918 (154 amino acids)
Molecular function (GO): protein binding
Source: RefSeq, a predicted model, not a curated record